Messenger RNA from Arabis nemorensis, 576 nucleotides. Lineage: Eukaryota; Viridiplantae; Streptophyta; Magnoliopsida; Brassicales; Brassicaceae. The record is from the annotation of a GenBank genome assembly.
AUGACAGGAGUCCUUAUUAACGAGAUCUGCUCCUCCUCGAUGGCUCAUGGAAUUCUUAAAAAGUUUGACGUCCUUCUAGCUAUUGAUGGUGGUCGAAUUGGAAAUGAUGAGACAAUUAAACCCCGUGAAACAGUCUUAAUCAAAGUUUUAAGAGAUGGUAAAGAGCAUGAGUACAAUAUUGCUAAAGUCGGUAAAACCAAGUCUUUUAAGUGCUUUGUAUUUGUUCAUUUCACUCCAUCCUACACUGUUGAUGAAGAGCUUCUUACCAAAGGUGCUUUUUAUGAAAUGGACUUAGCUAAGGAAACACUUGUUAUAAUUUCUCAGGUGAUGACACAUGACAUCAACCAAGGAUACAAGUGUUUUGAACAUUUUCUGGUGUUGAAGGUAAACAAUGUGAAUAUACAGAAUCUGAAGGAUCUAGUUGAUAAAGUCGAGGGAUGUUGCCCUGAAGAUCUUUGUCUGGAGUUGGAAAAAGUCAAGCUCAUAGUCCUCCAAUAUGAAGCUGCUAAAAAGGCAACCACUGAGAUCAUGGAACGUUACAACCUACGUUCAGCAGCAUCGAAGGACUUUCUCUGA